CUGGCAGCCAUGCUGACCAGCUUUAUGGAAAGUCUUCUCUGCUGCCUGACCUCAAAGUCUGCCAACGUUGUGGUUCCUAUAGAAACCUCAGAACCUGCCGAUGGCUACGAGUUUGUGGAGGUGAAACCGGGCCGCAUCCUGAGGGUUCGACAUAUAAUCCCCGACCGGCCGGUGGUGGAGGAACCCACUGUGCAGGGUGGGAGUGUCAGCUGCAAACGAAAGAUCACAGUUUAUCGUAAUGGACAGCUGUUAAUUGAGAACUUGGGUGACAGGGCAAGUGCAGAGCUGAAAAACUGCCAGAAUGAAGAGAGAGAACCUAACAGCACUGUAGAGGUUGAACUUACAGACUGUGGUAACUCCUCACUGCCCGUGGCAAUCCCUGAGGCUAGGCCAGAAUUCGUCAGAGCUAGAAACAAUGGAGCAUCUGAAACAGGAGCAGGAAGAGAGACACCUGCUGCUGGACAGACUGACCAGUCCCAGCAACCCCGGAAGCGCAGGCGGAAGCCAAAGCGCACUGUGGUGAUCGACUGUGAGAGGAAGAUAACAGCCUGUAAAGGGACACAUCCAGACGUGGCUCUGUUCUUCAUCCACGGAGUGGGCGGCUCGCUAGACAUCUGGGGAAGCCAACUGGACUUCUUUUCCCUGCGGGGCUACGAGGUGAUCGCCCCGGACCUGGCCGGUCACGGAGCCAGCUCAGCACCACAGAUACCUGCAGCGUACACUUUCUAUGCCCUGGCUGAGGAUAUGAGACUGAUCUUCAAGAGAUAUGCACGCAAGAGGAAUAUUCUCAUAGGACAUUCUUAUGGUGUUUCGUUCUGUACGUUCCUGGCCCAUGAGUAUCCGGACCAGAUCCACAAGAUGGUGAUGAUCAACGGAGGCGGUCCCACGGCUUUGGAGCCCAGUCUCUGCUCCAUCUUCAACCUGCCCGCCUGUGUGCUUUACUGCCUCUCUCCGCUGCUAGCCUGGAGUUUUCUCAAGGCUGGCUUUGCUCGGCAGGGUGCCAAGGAGAAGCAGCUGCUGAAAGAGAACAAUGCCUUCAACGUGUCGUCCUUUGUGCUGCGCGCCAUGAUGAGCGGGCAGUACUGGCCUGAGGGGGAUGAGGUCUACCAUGCUGAGCUCACAGUGCCCAUCCUGCUGGUCCACGGCAUGCACGACAAGUUUGUUCCUGUUGAAGAAGAUCAGCGCAUGGCAGAGAUCCUCUUAAUGGCCUUCCUGAAGUUCCUGGAGGACGGCAGUCACAUGGUCAUGAUGGAGUGUCCCGAGGCUGUCAACACACUCCUGCAUGAGUUUUUCCUCUGGGAGCCCGCCACCCCUCCACCCUCAAAGAAAGAGUCCAAAACACGUCCAGAGACUGCCAAAGCCCAAUCUGACAUCAUCAAGGCAUCAUCUGAGCCCGACAAGGUCCGACCUGCAACUGCCAGGCACACCACAUCAAACGGCAGUGCAGAGGAGAAGCGAGACAGCAAGGCCAAAAAAAUGACUGAAGAUUAAAGCUGACAGUGGUUUUUACACUAAAUCAUGGCUGGCCAUGCACUUUGUACAUCCUGGGGAGCCCAGCUGGUUGGAACUGUUGAAACUGAUGAUGAGCCAAAAGAGCCAGUUCAUCUGAAAUGGUCCAACUAGAGGUUGGAAGUGGAAGUGGGGCACUACAGGGAGUUCAAAUUCCAUUACAGUAAUUUCAGCUGCAAAGCUGAAGGACAGAGGAAAAGGAGCUCCAAUAAUGUUACGAGACAAAGACGGUCCAUUCUUCAGCUUACGGCUCCCUGUAGUCCUACGUACAGCAGGGGGGAUAUGAUUGUGCCUUGAAGUGGUGUGUGGGGAUGAUGUUAGGGUAGGCCGAGCAAGAGGCGGACACAGCACUAAACAGCCAUGAGGGCGAGGGUGAAAAUGAGUCCAGCAGCAAACGUGGUCAAAUUUGACUUCUGUGGACAAAAAGUCUCCCCUGCCACUCAGACACACGGGAACGUUUUUAAAUGGAGAACUGUUGAAUGCCUGGUCUGACUUUUGCCAUUCCUAAAACGUGGAAAAAACAAUUGGUUGGUAUGACACAUGUUUCUGGUUGACUGCCUGUUAAGCUGUUCUAUGUAAAGCAACAGCAGAACCCAAACCUUAUCAAAACUAGCCGGAUGGGUAAUAAGCCUCAAAUAUUUUGCCUUCUUGAGGUUUAGUAUCAAAUCCUGACACACUUAGCUAGCUGUGAAAUGUCUAUCUGUGUGCGCGUUUGUGUGUCUGUGUGUGUAUCUCAGGAUGUUUUGUAACUAGAUUUUUCCAUUGCACAUGAUUAUAAAUUGCAAAUGUCACCUGUUGUAGAGAUGAGAGUUUUAAAAUGACAAAAUGAAAAUGUCAUGAUACACAAAAGAGCACUGAAAAUUAACGCAGACAUGUAUUGAUUAAAAUGUACAUUUAGUAUUUUGCCCUUUUCU
Molecule: messenger RNA, 2423 nt
Organism: Xiphias gladius (swordfish)
Lineage: Eukaryota; Metazoa; Chordata; Actinopteri; Istiophoriformes; Xiphiidae
Gene: abhd8b
Product: abhydrolase domain containing 8b
Exons: 4
Coding region: 10-1491 (493 amino acids)
Molecular function (GO): catalytic activity
Source: RefSeq, a predicted model, not a curated record